Molecule: messenger RNA, 2242 nt
Organism: Triticum urartu
Lineage: Eukaryota; Viridiplantae; Streptophyta; Magnoliopsida; Poales; Poaceae
Source: RefSeq, a predicted model, not a curated record
CACCGCCUGCCGUGCGCCAAUCUUCCCCCUCUCGCCGUCGGAUGCCUCGAAUGAGGAUCCAGUGCUGCUUGCGAAUAGGCGACCAAAUAAGCAGCUCCCCUUUGGGAGCUGCGGCCCCCAAUCGAAUCAGCAAGAGCAUCAGCUCUUUAGGGAGCGGCGAUCCGCAAUCAAGCGGCUCCUCUCCGAGCUGCGACCGGCAAUCCAAGCAAUCAAGCGGCUCCUCUCUGAGCCGCAGUCGGAAAUCAAAGCGGCUCCCUUUUUUAGUGGCUAAUCCGGAAUCAAACCAGUCCUUUCCAGAUUACAAUCAGAAACAGGCCCUCUUUCGAAUUCAGUCUCCGAGUCUCUAUUGGUGGCGAGGACCUAGCGGCUAUAUAUAAAUAUCUGGCCAGGCGGACGCCGCCAUACUUCUCCCAGCCAAUCUUCGGAGGAGACCAAGCGGGGGCAACUCGUGAGCCUUCAUCAGCUGCCAAAUUCACGGUGACCAAUUCUUCUCCUGCCUCGGCGGAUCUUCGUGGCAGCCAUGGGGAAAGGCAAUAAAGAUGAUAGGCUCAGCGCACUGCCUGAUGACAUUCUAUUCAACAUUCUUGAUCGUCUCAAUGUCCCCGAGGCUGCAAGAACCAGCAUCCUCUCAAGACGGUGGAGUCAGCUCUGCCCUAAGCUCUCUCGUCUUAUAAUAAAUGCUCUGGACUUCCUGCCUGAGGUUGUGUCACGCACCAACAUCUCUGUUGAUGAAGUGGUUAAGAUCAAUGCAGCUGCGGCUGAAGCGACAGAGAGUGUACUGGCACGUAGAAAUCCAGGUGAACACACCAUCCACCUUCUUUCUACGACGUUCUACCUGAGAGGUGAUGUCCCCAUAUUCAUUGGACAUGCUGUUGGUCAUGCCAUGUCAACACACUUGGUCGAGAAUGUCGAAUUCAGUAUUAGGACAGGGAAGGAUCAUGUCGCUGAAAUUGAAGGUGAUGAUGAAUUGGUCACCUGGGCGAGAGAAUUCAUGUUGUUCUUUGAUGCUUGUCCAAAUGCAUUUGGUGGUCUCACAAGCCUCGACCUGGGGAAUUUGAGGUUUGGUGAAUCAGGCAUAUCCUGCAUCCUCACCACCUGCAAGCGGUUGAAGCAUCUGUACUUGUACAAUUGUGACUCUGGUGAUGGCAGCACGCUGCAAGUCGAACACGCUAAUCUCAGUGUGCUUUGUAUCGUUAAUUGUUGUCUUGCACAAGUUAAGCUGAACUGGCUCCCUCAACUCACACAGCUGGCGUUUGACGGUUGGAUAGAAUUACAAGAUCCACUGGUUCUUGGUCAUGUUCCAUUGCUUGAGGCUGUAUGCCUCACGAAUGUUGGCCUUAGUGUCAACAAGAUGGUCAAGUUAAGUACAUUUCUUAGCAGUACCUCUGUACAAGAUCUGAAGUUGGGAUUUUGUUCCGAAAAGAUUUGGGUGCAGCCAGAAUGUCUGACGGAAAGUCUGGCAUCUGUGUUCCGACAACUAAGGUUUGUGAAUCUAGUUGAACUUCCUGAAGGGUAUGAUCUCACCUGGACAAUGUUCAUUCUUGAAGCUGCACCCUUUCUGAAGGAGCUAUACAUGACAGUAUGGGAUCAUGUGUGUCAUAUGGAAUUGGAUGAGGAGAAGCGGAAAAAAUUACAGUAUAGUGAGAACAAGGGUGUAGAGUGGGGCUCGACUGCAUCUGAUUUCCAACACCACAGUUUGGUCACACUCGUCAUAUUUGGCUUUGAAUCUGAAGAAUACUUUGUUAGUUAUGUCAAACGUAUUAUGGCGGCGGCGAUCAAUCUAGAGGAUGUGUUCCUGUAUAGUAGGUUGGAGUUGGAGUGUGGCAAGUGCCAGGACUUGAAGCCGACAAGGUUCCCCUGGACUAAAAGGCAGAAGAUUUCAUUGAAGAAGAGAAUCACUACAGGGAUUGAGUCGUUUGCCAUAAUCCACUCGUCCGGGCCGUCGCGCCGCCGCUGCUUCCUCCCGCCGCCCAUCCUGCGGAACCUCGUAGGCGGGCGCGGCGGGGGAGCUGGGGGCCGAGGGGAGAGCGCUGCGGCGGCUGGUGGACAGCAUGAUGAGGUCAAUAGCACCUAUUUUUGUGGGUGUUGUGAAGGAUAGUGAGAACUUUGACUUCUGUAUGUGCAAUCCACCUUUCUUUGAGAGUAUGGAGGAAGCUGGCCUUAACCCCAAAACUUCUUGUGCUGGAACUGCUGAAGAGAUGGCUUGUCCUGGUGGCGAGCAAGCCUUUAUAACACAUCUAAU